AUGUUCAACAGUCAACCACAACUCACUAUAAAAGCUGAGAAAAACAAAGCAUUUUACGAAUCCUGUCAUAUUGGAACGUUCAACAUUGAAAGUGGAAACAUAGCAGAUUGUCUGGAGCACUGUUUGGAGAACUGUCGGUGUCAGUCGUUUCAAAUUUGUCAAAACACAAAAUGUCAACUGUGUUCAAGUCACAAGCAAGAGAACAGUUCAUUGCUUCAUGAGAAAAAAGACUGCAUCUAUGCUAUGUACGAGAUUUAACAGAAACGUUUCAGGUAAUGCAUGCAUGUAUUGCCAUGUAACGCUUUCAAGCAAUUUAAAAUUUACGUGCAUGUUUCUCAUGUGUAAUUGAGGCACUGUUAAUUUCAAGGAGUGAAACCCAGCAGAGUUAUUUUAACUCCAAACGUGUCGUCUGGAGAGUGCAGAACAUGAUACCUUCAUACUUUAAAAUAUGCAUGCAUGGAAGGGAUUUAUCUUCGACUUACACUCCUUGUUAAAUAGCUUAUAACUAGCCAUUAAUAAAUUUCACUUGCAUUUCAUAUUCUUAGUCACUGGAGGGUCAAUGUUCACUGGAGGGUCAAUGUUCAAUGAAAUACAACUGUUGUCACCAAUCGAAUAUCUGUCCCAAGAACAAAAUAUGUAAACCAAUCAACUCCCUCAAACAAAAGCAAAAGCCCUGGAAACGUUUUACCUGCGAAUGCACCGAUGAUUUAAUACCAUAGAGACAACUGUGACGAGCUAAUCAGAUCAUGUGGCGGGUAUUUGGACCGUCACCGAGAACCGGGCAUGUACCAAGUAGUGGAUUCCGUCAAUGGUUUGUAUGAAGUAUACUGUCAUUUCGAUUCUGAUCAUGUAGCGUGGACUCUGGUGCUGUCGAAAGACAUUUCUAUCAGUGAAAAUGCUCUAACAUGGAGUGGCUAUCGACUUAGCAAACCAAGAAUGAAAUCUAUUAAAAAUAAUUCAAUUUUCCUGCAGUUCACCUGUGAUUAUGAGAAAUAUCUUGAUUUAAAGAUAUCCGACUACGCCCAAAUUGACCUUCGAAAUAUUAGAACCUGGUCGGGAGAUGAGAAAGUCGACGUUCUUGAGUUCAGCGGAUAUACACACCAUGAUACUAUUGGCAAAGGGCGUGGUAAAAUCGGAGAAUAUGAUUUAAAUCUGUGUCAAAUUCGGCUCCAUCAGGGGACGGAUUGGUCUUUGCAUGUUAUUUUUAUAGAUAGCAAAAGUGCUGUUAAUCCAGCAUAUACGGGCAACUUAUUUGCAUGUACCGAGGACGGUUUUGGGUUUUUUGGUUACUAUUAUUAUCUUCGUGAUUGUGGAAAACGCUUUCAUAGAUGUGUAAAGAAUGCUCAUUCUACGACCCAGCUUCUACGAUGCUCAUUCUACGACCCACCGAGAAUCGGGCAUGUAUAA
Messenger RNA from Paramuricea clavata, 1407 nucleotides. Lineage: Eukaryota; Metazoa; Cnidaria; Anthozoa; Malacalcyonacea; Plexauridae. The record is from the annotation of a GenBank genome assembly.